UUUUUUCAGGUGAAUGCUCCAUUUCGAUGACACUGUGUUCCUGGCGAUCUUGUGGACAGCAGCAGUGGCAAUGGAUCGAGUGGCAACACUGAAGAGAUCCGCGUCAAGAAAGGCCCGCGACGAGCGAGAAGAAGGCAAAAGAAUCAUCUCUCCAUUGAAGAAAGCCAAAGAGUUGCAUCCUGCGCAGAAACCAUGGGCGGACCAAGGGUCGACAAAUACGAUCGAUGACAUCGCUGAUGGACCGAGAAUCGAGGACGGCUUUGAUUUAUCGCUGCUGACCAUUUCUGGGAAGUCUCCUGUACGCAGCGUCCCACUCAAUUCUGCAGCAUCUGAGAUAGAAGAGAAACUGGCUCGAGAUACUGAGAUGAGCGCAUCCAGGGACAUGGGUUCGGAUGACGCCUGUAGUUCAGAUCCUCUUUGUGGAACCGAAAUCUGGAAUGCUGAGAAGUCAGCCGAAAGAUUUGCUCGACUGAGGCAAGAGAUACUUAGAAGAUACCACUCCCAUGAAAUAUUCAGAGGGGAAGCAGGUCAGGAAGGACCCCAUCCAAGAUCCUCGAGUUGGCCAAAAUUACGAAUGAAUCCGGAUUAUGAGCCUCGCAAACUGGACUUUGAGGAAGAGAAGAAAUCUCAUCAGACACGGAAAGGGGCGGCGGUGAAAAGUGUAGAUGUUCAACCUACUUUUGUAUUCACUGCCGGAAGCGAAUGGAGAAAUGCUAGAACAAGGUUGGGUUCUGAAGGUGAAAGUGGGAGAUCACGAUAUACAGAUGGAGCGAAUGAAAAGGGAGAAGCCGAGAGUUGUCCAAGAAACUUGAGACAAGAUACUCCUUACAAGGUGCGGAAAUCAUCAAGAUCAAGAAUCGUGGGAAAAUCUCCAUCUAAAUUCUUCCAAAGAAGAACGACUGAGUUUUUAAGAACUCCCACGAGGCUGGGUAGUAACAGUUUAGAAAAACUCUUGACAGCGGAGUCUCCUGGAAGAACACCAGAGAAGUCAAAUGAUUGCGUUCAGAUUCUACGUAAUAUACGGGCGUCUCAGAAAGCACAUGAAGAGGCUAGAAAGCUUGCACGACAGCACUCAGCGGCCGAGAGAGCUCGUUUGACAGCAGAAUUACAAAUGAUUGCUAGGGACUGUUCAAUUUCCAAUUGCAGCAGUCCUGCAAGAGAGUCGUGGGUUUCUGUGAAGAGUUUCUUGUCGAACCUUUUCUGCUGCGGAUGCAGCAUAUCCAACCGCAAAGCAGGUCGGGAGAGUCGGUUGGGGGAAGAUUCUGAGGAAGUUCCAAUUUCCGACAGAGCCGAACGACUUCAGGAUACUGCCAGAUUCGAGCCUCCAUACUGGCUGCAAAAUAAUAUUAAUCUUUUAGCUCUUCCGAAAUUCGACGUAAGGCAGACAUCUGAGUAUGAACACAAGAGGAGUGUGUCUUGUGAUUUCGAGGCAGAAAAAGCAAUGACGAAAAGGGAUUUGGAGAAGAAACAUUCCGACUGAGCUCGGUUUCGAGGUGAGAGGCAAGGUCUUAUCUGCCUAUUCCGAUUCUGUAUAUCAUGAAUUCUGGUUAUAAAAAGGUCAAGUCAGAUUCUCGGCACUCAAAUUUGAUAUAGAAAUCACCUUUGAUGCUUAAUGUCGUCGAGCUAGUAUCUUUUGAUUCAACUGUUCUUUUGGUACUUCGAGAGAGAAAUGCUUAUUCAGGUAUUCCAACCCGUAGGCAUGGAUAUAUGGGGCAAUGUGUACAUACAUCAAUCGUUCACAAUUACAUAUGUUUCUGGUCCUAUCUACAUGUGUACACAUCUGUUGAUUUAUUGAUAGAGUUGUGAGAUUAUACUCACAUGUUUUUUAAGUGCCCUCAAAUCAAACCCUCAAUUUAUAUAAAAGUCAAUACCAGAUUUAAGUAAAGCGAUCUGAAUCAAGACCAUCCUUCUUCUUUUCAGUAUCAACCUUACUUCUUUGCCUUGCCUGUAUCUCGUAAGUCAUAUCGUCAACUAUUUCCACUUUGAUGCUUUGCGUUUCUCUUGCAAAAAUGUGGAUAUAACCAUCUCAUGUCCACGAACAAGUUGGCAUCCUUAAGAUCCAUGUAUGGCCAGACAUCGUCCAACAACC
Marchantia polymorpha subsp. ruderalis is the source of this 2089-nucleotide messenger RNA. The record is from the annotation of a GenBank genome assembly. Lineage: Eukaryota; Viridiplantae; Streptophyta; Marchantiopsida; Marchantiales; Marchantiaceae.